AUGAAGAUAACACAGGUGCACACCGUGAACCUUCGCACCAUACUCUCCGAGACAACGAGGAUCGUGAAAGCUAACAACACCGACUUUAUCGCUUUAUACAUCUUCUUCCUCCCUCUCGCCUUCUCUCUCGUCAUCACCCCUACUCUCCACCUCCACCUCUCCGGCAGCUUCUUCACCGUCGAUCUCUUCCACAAUUCUCUCGCAAAUAAUCAGACUCUUGUAACAUGUCAUCUUCUCUACAUCCUAAUCGUGUAUCUACUCACUCUAUGUGCCAUAGGGACAAUUGGCUACAGUACAUACAAUGUUUUCAUAGGUACACCGGUCAAUUUCUUCACAUCCCUUAAAUCCUUAACCUUCAUCUUCUUCCCAAUCGUUUCCACCGCCAUUAUAGCUCACCUUCUGCUACUUUUGAUCUCGCUAACUUGCCUCCUGUUUGUUGGAAUGAUUGUUAUGCUGGGGAAAAGCCUAGGGAUACUUGUAAUCGACUACAACUCGAUUUACUUCAUGUGGUUUUCCAUCGCGACAAUAAUCGGUAUAACAAUCUAUUUCCACAUGAACUGGUGUUUGGCUUUCAUGGUCGUUGUUGCAGAAUCUAAAUGGGGAUUUGCAGCUUUGAUGAGGAGUUGGUAUUUAGUGAAGGGGAUGAGAUCGGUUUCAUUGUCCUUGUUGUUGUAUUAUUUGAUCUGUAAUGGAGGUAUGGCGUGGUCAUUUUCACAUACUGUAUCUUUUUGUGUGUUGCGUAGGGAGACCCUGAGCUUUGUCUUGCUUACGAUGUUUGGUUCCUUCUUCCUGAUGUUGUGUUUGGUUAUGAACACCGCUGCCAACACUGUGUUUUAUAUGUACUGCAAGGCUUUCCAUGGUGAAUUGGAGCUUGAGAUUGGUUAUGGGUUUGAUCAUCAUUACAUCAACUUGCCUUCUUCCGAUGAUACUGUUGUUGGAGCUUGA
This is a messenger RNA of Lactuca sativa (garden lettuce), 945 nucleotides long. RefSeq lists its product as uncharacterized. NCBI's taxonomy places the organism in Eukaryota, Viridiplantae, Streptophyta, Magnoliopsida, Asterales, Asteraceae. The record is from RefSeq and is a predicted model, not a curated record.